This is a messenger RNA of Mesorhabditis spiculigera, 1308 nucleotides long. The record is from the annotation of a GenBank genome assembly. NCBI's taxonomy places the organism in Eukaryota, Metazoa, Nematoda, Chromadorea, Rhabditida, Rhabditidae.
AUGAUCUUCUCAACGGGUCAGUGCAUCAUAUACCGGCAUCGUCAAAUCCUGCCGAUCGGUCAUUGGUUACGGGUUGAAUGGGCGACGAUCUCAAUAAUCUUCGCGUUUCACUACCUAUUUUACGACCUCGCCUUCGUGCAUACGCUCUCGUAUGGAAAGUGUGAGCUCAACGGGCCGGCUCUAAAGAACAAGAUUCUGGAGGAAUAUCCACAGUAUAUUUUCGUCAGAGAAUAUGACGACUUCUUCUUUGGAGACGCCUCCGGCUUCUAUCCUCUCACCGGACUUACGAUACAAAUUAAUGCGGCCGUCAUCGCCAUCCUUAUGGGCGUGGAAAGUCUGAUUUUUGGUGUCUUCUUCUUCUGGCAUGCUUUCUAUAUGCUGGACAGAAAUUUAUACUUGAGCCAACAGACGCGUCGACUGCAGUCGAAAAUGUUGAAGGGCUUAAUUUUUCAGCUAUUAAUUCCGUAUAUGACAUUGCUAUAUCCGGGCGCUUUCAUCAGCGGUGUGCAGGCGAUCGGCUCGGUGCUAUUUUUUCACAUGAUCUUCUCAACGGGUCAGUGCAUCAUCUAUCGACAUCGCCAGAUUCUUCCCAUCGGCCAUCCCUUACGCGUUGAAUGGUCGACGAUCACAUUCCUCUUCAUAAUCCACUAUCUCUUUUUCGACGUCUCCUUCGUGCACACACUUUUUAUGGCCCAGUGUGAGCUGAACGGGGCUGCACUGCGAGAGCAGAUUCUCGAGGAAUAUCCGCAGUACAGUUUCGUGCGGAACUACGACGACUUCUUCUUCGGAGCCGCGCCCGGAAUUUAUCCCCUCACCGGGCUCACGCUACGAAUGAAUGCGGCUCUGAUCGCCAUCCUGAUGGGCGUUGAAAGCCUUGUUUUUGGCGUCUUCUUCUUCUGGCACGCUUUCUGGAUGCUCGACAAAAACUUGUCCUUGAGUCCCCAGACUCGUCGCUUGCAGCUUAAAUUGCUGAAGGGGCUGCUUUUUCAGCUGCUAAUUCCCUACAUGACACUGCUUUACCCUGGCAUCUUCAUAAGUGGCGUGCAGAUCUUUCAGCUCAAUAUGGACCAAGGUCUGCUUUCGCGCAAUUUCUGCAAGUUUCCGACGUUAUCAUAUAUAAACUUUGCGUUCUGGUGCAAUAGCACCCAUGCCACCAUUUCGUCCAUUUCGAUACUGAUAUUCGCGGAGCCCUAUAAAAGAUAUUUAAUUCAGCUAAUCGUUAUGACUAGGAAACAGUUUACGAAAGCCAAAGUCAGCGUCUCGAUCGGACACGGACCAGUACCGCGAAUGAAGCCGCAAACUCCCAGA